This is a messenger RNA of Momordica charantia (bitter melon), 1105 nucleotides long. The record is from RefSeq and is a predicted model, not a curated record. NCBI's taxonomy places the organism in Eukaryota, Viridiplantae, Streptophyta, Magnoliopsida, Cucurbitales, Cucurbitaceae.
CAAGUUUGCAAUGAAAAAAAAUUUACCAUUCUACUCAGCCUCAUUGUUGCUAUAUCAGUUAGCUUUAGUAAUGAAGCGUUGGAGGUGGAACGAAAGCUUGAUUAGGAAUUCUUUUUUAGAGGAGGAAGCUGAUAUCAUUUUAAAUAUUCCUCUUUCGACGUGCAAUCAACAUGAUGAAGUUAUAUGGGGGCCAGAUAAGAAAGACAAGUUUAGUGUUAAAAGUACUUAUAGAUUGGGUGUUCACUUGGCUUCCGCUGACGAGGUCCAAACCUCAAAUUCAGAGGAAGAAGCUAAGAAAUGGAAGAAAUUAUGGAGAACAUUGGUGCCGACAAAAGUCAAGAUUUGUUGCUGGCGAAUUUACAACGACAUCAUUUCUACAAUCGCAAUUUUGAAUAAGAAGGGAAUAGUGAUUCGACAAGGGUGCUCCUUUUGCAAAAAGGAGGAAGAAGAGUCAUCCACACAUAUUUUCUGGAACUGCAGGAACAUGAUCUAUCACAGUAAAGAGAAUCCCAACAUCCAGACGUUAAUUGAGGAAAUUGAAAUUGUUCUACGGAAUCACAAUCUGAAGGGAGAGACAAAUCUGGUCAAGCGGGUCCGGCGAAGCACAAUUGAAGGGAGCAGUUGGACCACGCCACCACACCAUAGAUGGACGCUACCUGGAUGGACUCCCUGAAUCGUGGUGGCAUCGGCUGGAUUCUCCGCGACUCUAAUGGCUCGAUGAUUUCGACUGGGUGUAGGCUUGUGCAUCACAGAUGGCAAAUCAAGGUUUUGGAGGCGAUGACUGUGGUUGAAGGUUUGAAAUCUAUUAACAAGGAAGAAAUGUUAGAAACCAUUGUUGAGUUGGACUGCCUUGAACUAGUUAAUCUGCUGAAAGGGGUGAAUUCCGACCUAACUGAGAUUAGCUUUUCAUCGACGAAGCUUUGCGUCUACAAGAGGUCUAGAGGACUGUCGUGACUUUCUUCCUUAAGGGAAGAUGAUGUUCGUGCGUGCUAAUUUUUUUGUUUUUUGAUGUUUCUGUCUAAAAAAAAAGUAAAAUAAUACAUAUAUAUGUCAAGAUAUGAAUAUAGUAGAUAUCGCUCCAAUAGUACUAGAAAUUUUCAUCAUU